Molecule: messenger RNA, 2042 nt
Organism: Trematomus bernacchii (emerald rockcod)
Lineage: Eukaryota; Metazoa; Chordata; Actinopteri; Perciformes; Nototheniidae
Gene: amdhd2
Product: amidohydrolase domain containing 2
Exons: 12
Coding region: 364-1578 (404 amino acids)
Biological process (GO): N-acetylglucosamine catabolic process
Molecular function (GO): N-acetylglucosamine-6-phosphate deacetylase activity
Source: RefSeq, a predicted model, not a curated record
AUUCCACAGAAUCAGCUGAAAACGCUCCUGGCUGGGGCUGGUACCACAUCUAGAUAAGUACUUUAACACUGUAAAACAACAGUUCGCUUAAGUUUUGCCUGCUAAAGUCAAAAUAUCUGAAGGGAAAUACGGAAUGUACUGUCAACGAACUCGGUUAUAAAAUAUGGGGUUUUAACAUAGCUAUCUCCUGUAUUUGUGUGGAAGCAGAGCGACGGUGUGGCGGUAGAAGAAGUUCAUAUUUUACUGGAGGACGUGUUGAAUUAAACAUUGAGUGUAUGCCGAGUUGACUACUGGACUCUUCCAAGUGUUGACAUUUUACGUCUUUGUCUCUCAAGAGGAAGCUUAUCCACUCCACUCAAAAAAAUGCCAUCCAACAAAUCAGUGUCCGAUGCUCCCAUCACUCAGUUCAUCAACUGCAGGAUAUUGAGAGACCACUGUCUGCAGAGAGAGGACCUGUGGGUGCGUGACGGAAAGAUUUUAGAUCCAGAGAAACUUUUCUUCGAUGAGCACGGUUACGCCGACAAGUGUGUGGACUGUGAAGGCAGCAUCAUCGCCCCGGGCUUUAUAGACGUUCAGAUCAAUGGAGGAUACGGGAUCGAUUUCUCUCAGGCCUGUGACGAUGCCGGCAGCGGAGUUUCUUUAGUGGCCAAAAAGAUCCUGGAGCAUGGCGUGACGUCCUUCUGCCCCACGCUGGUCACCUCGCCCCCCCACGUCUACCACAAGGUUUUGCCUCAGGUCAAAGUUCAAGAUGGAGGAGCGCAUGGAGCUGGAGUUCUUGGAUUUCACCUGGAGGGCCCGUUCAUCAGCCUGGAGAAGAAAGGAGCUCACCCGGAGCAGUUUCUCAGGACCUUCAGUAGCGGCGGGUUCAGGGACCUGAUGGAAACCUACGGCGGCCUGGACAGCGUUGCCAUGGUGACACUGGCUCCGGAGCUGGACGGCAGCCAAUCGGUGAUCAGGGAUCUCUGCCAGAAGGGAAUCACGGUGUCGUUAGGUCACUCUGUAGCCAACAUGUCUCAGGCGGAGGAGGCCGUUCAACACGGAGCCUCCUUCAUCACCCACCUCUUCAAUGCCAUGCUGCCUUUCCACCACAGGGACCCUGGUAUCGUGGGUCUGCUGACCAGUGAUCAGGUCCCUGCAGGCCGGACGGUUUACUACGGCAUGAUCGCUGACGGGAUCCACACCAACCCUGCAGCGCUGAGGAUCGCACACAGAGCCCACCCCUCAGGUCUGGUGCUGGUGACGGAUGCGAUCACAGCGAUGGGGCUCCCCCCUGGUCGUCACACUCUGGGUCAGCUGGUCAUCGAGAUCCAGGGUCUCCAUGCCUACGUGGCAGGCACUAAGACACUCAGCGGCAGCAUAGCCACGAUGGAUAUGUGUGUGCGGCACUUUAAACAUGCUUCAGGCUGCAGUGUAGAGGAGGCUCUGGAAGCUGCCUCGCUGCAUCCCGCUCAACUCCUGGGUCUCAGCCACAGGAAGGGAAACCUGGACUUUGGGUCGGACGCAGACCUGGUUUUGCUCGAUGACACCCUCAACGUCAAAGCCACAUUUAUUUCUGGGGAGGAGGUUUGGAGAAAAUGACCAGAGAAGAAGAAGAAGAAGAAGCUGGGACACCGUGGUGCCUUCAGGGAACGCUGUUAAACACACAACAAAAAUUCUGUUGAAUGUUUUAGUUCAUCAGAAAACAUUGUUCUUUAUCCUAGGCUGCUCUACACGAAAAACAUGUCAGUUAUGACGUAAAGAUCAGGCGAUUAAUGUCCUUAAAAGGCCACUGUACAGAGGAUAAACCUUUUUAAAUAUUGAUAAAAAGGACUUUUCUUAAAACCUCUAGAUAUAAAAAUAUAGAAGUUGUCUCUCCAUAUUUCAUUCAUUCAGAAAUGUUAUUCUGCGUGUGUUUGAAAGUAAUCAUUGCAGUUUUCUAUUAAAACUUUUUUUCUAUUAAAGUAUCUUUAAUUCAAGUUUCAGCAAUCAAACACUGACUCAGAUUUGAAGUUUAUUCUGACAUUGAGAUUUGAUAAAUGAUAUUGCUUCUGAUGUAAAAGAUA